CGCAGCGUUCUAACGGGCAAGAAGAUCAAGUUGAAAGUUCAUAAGGAUGCCAGAGAUCUCGAGAUGGACGCCAAUAGGCAAAACUUGUUGCAGUUCUUGAAUUCGACAUGCGAAUGAGACAGUCAUGUAGUGUUACGGGCACCAUUCGAUGUUCUCUAGCACAGUUUUCUGCUUUAUCUUACAGGCUCUCAGAAUGCCGGCAAGCCCGCGCACGGAAUAUUACAUAAGCACCCCUUUCUCCAAUGACGACUUCAGUUUUGAUCUUUACUUGUCUCCUUUGGACUAUGCCUCAUCAUCGUCAAAACCCUCGACUUCAGCCCACAAUGAUGCUCGAUCCACUCAAUGCUGUUAGGGAAGAUCUCAAGGAGAAUGGUAUCAUUCCAGACGUUAUUCCUGUUGACCCUCCUUUCCAUCCCAAGGCUCUGCUCGUCGUGACCUUCCCCACUAGCCAAGAGGCUCUUCUUGGGAACACACUCACAAAAACGGACACCGCUGACGAACCAACUGUUGCGUUCACUCCAAUGCAGGUGCCAGAUCAGACCGAUGAACCCACCUAUACGCUCGUCAUGACAGACCCAGACGCACCAUCCAAGGAAAACCCCAAAUUCAGAGAGUGGCGGCACUGGGUGGUCACUGGCGUGAAAGCUCCUCCGACGUCGGCCAUUGAGACAGACAAUCUUGAUGCACAGCUCACCAAACCCGCUGUGACGCCCUAUUAUCCUCCCACCCCUCCCCCGGGAACUGGCAAGCAUCGUUAUGUACUAUUGUUAUACCAGGAGCCUAGUGCGGACUUUUCGAUCCCUGCCGAUGCCCCGGAACGCAAGAACGAGCCUGUAGACAGAAAGAACUGGAAUGCAGCGAGGUUUGCUGACAAGCAUGGGCUGAAGCUAGUUGGGGUCAAUUAUUUUGUUGUCGUGGGGGAAUAAGAUGUCCCAAGCGAGGCGGCUUUCCUCGAAUGGUCGAGGUGAUGCUGGACUGUACUAUAUUGAUUGAGAUAUUUUACUUUCAAAAGUUUCGACGUAACAGGCUUCACUGCGAUUCA
Messenger RNA from Suillus fuscotomentosus, 1042 nucleotides. RefSeq names its product phosphatidylethanolamine-binding protein. The transcript is spliced from 4 exons. Lineage: Eukaryota; Fungi; Basidiomycota; Agaricomycetes; Boletales; Suillaceae. Gene Ontology annotation, molecular function: phospholipid binding; peptidase inhibitor activity. Gene Ontology annotation, biological process: regulation of Ras protein signal transduction; regulation of proteolysis. The record is from RefSeq and is a predicted model, not a curated record. Bases 243 to 926 code for a protein of 227 amino acids.